GUCACUUUCCACAGAUCCAACACCAACAAUGCUAUCUAAUAAGUAUAUUAAAUAUUCCCAUUUUUAUUUUCUGAGAAUAUUACCCAAUUUGUUAUUUUUUUCUUAAAUUAAUCUUUCCGUGUUUCACUCCUCUCUCUCUCUCUCGUUCUCUCUUCAUUGUUUGUGUGUGUGAGAUAAAUUCGUGAUACAGCGAGAGAGAAUCCUUGGAGCAUUCCAUGGAUUCGCUGGGUUUUCUCCGGAUGUUUCUUGUAUCCGCUUCGAUUUUAAUCGUCUUUCUCCUCUCUACAGUCACCGCCGGUGAUAUUGUUCAUCAGGAUGAUUUAGCUCCUAAGAAGCCAGGUUGCGAAAAUGACUUCGUUCUGGUGAAAGUUCAAACUUGGGUUAAUGGUGUUGAGAAAGAGGAGUUUGUGGGCGUAGGGGCUAGAUUUGGGAGGCGGAUAGUGUCCAAGGAGAAGAACGCAAACCAGACACACAUUGUUUUUGCAAAUCCUCGUGAUUGUUGUACACCGCUCAAGACCAAGCUUUCUGGAGAUGUUGUUAUUGUGGACCGGGGCAACUGUCGUUUCACAGCUAAGGCAAAUAAUGCGGAAGCUGCUGGUGCCUCUGCUCUGUUAAUCAUAAAUAACCAGAAAGAACUUUACAAAAUGGUUUGUGAACCGGAUGAAACGGAUUUAGAUAUAAAGAUUCCUGCCGUCAUGCUUCCACAAGAUGCUGGUGCUUCCUUGGAAAAAAUGCUCGUCAAUAGUUCAAAAGUGUCGGUGCAGCUUUACUCCCCAAGACGACCAGCUGUUGAUGUAGCCGAAGUCUUUUUGUGGUUAAUGGCUAUCGGUACCAUUUUGUGUGCAUCUUAUUGGUCUGCGUGGAGUGCCCGAGAAGCAGCUAUUGAACAUGAUAAGCUACUGAAGGAUGCUAUAGACGAAAUCCCUAACACAAAUGAAGGGGGUAGUGGUGUCGUGGAGAUCAAUACUAUUUCGGCUAUUUUUUUCGUAGUUCUUGCUUCGGGCUUCCUGGUGGUUCUUUACAAGCUUAUGUCUUAUUGGUUUGUGGAGCUUCUUGUGGUUGUUUUCUGCAUUGGUGGUGUUGAGGGUUUGCAAACUUGCCUUGUCGCUUUGCUAUCAAGAUGGUUCCAACGUGCUGGAGAUUCGUAUGUAAAAGUCCCUUUCCUUGGACCUAUCCCUUACCUGACUCUUGCAGUUUCUCCUUUCUGCAUUGUCUUUGCUGUUCUCUGGGCUGUUUACCGAAAUCGCUCCUUCGCUUGGAUUGGCCAAGAUGUUCUUGUAAGAAUUGCAGCCCCAUACACUUUCAUUUUCCGGUAUCGCAUUGAUCAUCACUGUACUACAGAUUGUUCAUGUCCCAAAUCUCAAGGUAAUUUAUGAACAUAUUUAAUAUCUCAUCUCAGUCUUUCUCCAUCUUGGAAUUCUGAAACUUUUUGGAGGUAUAUUUGAGAAAGAAAGAUCAUAAGAAAUGCCACAUAUCGCUUGGAACAGGUCGGGACCGUUCUUCUCAGCUGUUCCUUCUUGUACGAUAUCUUCUGGGUGUUUGUCUCCAAGAAGUUGUUCCACGAAAGCGUAAUGAUUGUCGUAGCUCGUGGUGAUAAGAGCGGAGAAGAUGGCAUCCCGAUGCUACUGAAGAUUCCGCGCAUGUUCGAUCCGUGGGGAGGCUACAGCAUUAUUGGAUUCGGUGAUAUUCUUUUGCCCGGUUUGCUACUCGCUUUUGCUCUCAGAUAUGACUGGUUAGCUAACAAGACUCUUCGAACCGGCUAUUUUAUUUGGGCAAUGGUUGCCUACGGAUUAGGUCUUUUGAUUACUUACGUGGCUCUAAAUCUAAUGGAUGGACAUGGCCAACCAGCAUUGCUCUAUAUUGUCCCUUUCACUCUCGGAACAAUGUUAACACUGGCUCGAAAACGAAACGAUCUUUGGAUUCUAUGGACCAAAGGUGAGCCACAAAGAGCAUGUCCUCACCAUGUCCGGCUUGAACAGUGCUCUGAGAAAUGAGACAACCUGACCAAAAAUUAAACCAAAAAAAAAAACAAAAACCUUUGGGGUUUGUAACCAAUGUAACGUAAGUUGUAAGAUUCUUUUUCUUUUCAAUCUUUAAUCUAUGUUAUAUAAGGUACGUACAUCAUCUUUAUUGAAGAAGAAGCCAUGAUCGUUCUUUGUGUAUAUGGUUUGUUAUUUGUAACUAAGAAUAGUGUUUAAACAAAAAUGUGUAUACGCGUAGAGAAACUUUCGAAGCUCUCUCAUCAUUGUGUAAACUAUUUUGUAAUCUCUUAAUCUUUUUCUAUCAGAAAUGAAAUAGAAAAUUGUACAGACGUAAGCUACUAGGCCGCCAUAACAAUCAUCAUUCGUUCAGUAGAGGGAGAAACAGGUCACGAAGAAUCCCAUUCUUGAUCACUCUCAGAGUCUGUGAAGCUUCCUUAGCUUCUUUAUCAAAGAGAG
Molecule: messenger RNA, 2438 nt
Organism: Thlaspi arvense
Lineage: Eukaryota; Viridiplantae; Streptophyta; Magnoliopsida; Brassicales; Brassicaceae
Source: the annotation of a GenBank genome assembly